This is a messenger RNA of Scheffersomyces stipitis CBS 6054, 1406 nucleotides long. It is a transcript of the gene RPN6, whose product is annotated as proteasome regulatory particle lid subunit. Lineage: Eukaryota; Fungi; Ascomycota; Pichiomycetes; Serinales; Debaryomycetaceae. The record is from RefSeq and is a predicted model, not a curated record. Gene Ontology annotation, cellular component: proteasome regulatory particle, lid subcomplex. Gene Ontology annotation, molecular function: structural molecule activity; protein binding. Gene Ontology annotation, biological process: ubiquitin-dependent protein catabolic process. The transcript has a single exon. The coding region runs from base 1 to 1269 and encodes 422 amino acids.
AUGUCGCAACCCUCGGCUCUUCUUGCCGAAGCCAGAGAGUACGCCACGGCCAAAAACUACGAAGCUGCUGAACAGAAAUACAAAGAGCUUAUCUCGAGCGACAGCGAGACAGAGUCACUCACCAAAAAAUUACAAGAGCAAGAAGCUGCCAUCAUCGAAUUGGGUAAGGUUUACGAGACCAACCACGACGCCACGAAGUUGACGGAAUUGAUCGCCGAAUCAAGAAAUGUGUUGGGCAAAUUUGCCAAAUCGAAAGUGGCCAAAAUUGUCAAGUCAUUGAUUGAAGAUUUUGAUACGAUUCCUGACUCCUUGGACUUGCAGAUUUCUGCCAGCAGAGAAUGUAUCGAUUGGGCAGUAGAGAGCAAGCUUUCCUUUUUAAGACAAUCGUUGCAGUUGAAGUUGGCGGAGUUGCUCUACAAGAAAACUUUGUAUCAGGAAGCUAUCAAAUAUAUCAAUGACUUGUUGAGAGAGUGCAAGAAGUUGGACGAUAAGUCGCUGAUGGUAGAAGUUCAGUUGUUGGAAUCCAAGAUUUACCAUGCAUUGCGCAACAUUCCCAAGUCGCGUGCAGCUUUGACUGGCGCUAGGACGUCGGCAAACUCAAUCUAUUGUCCAACAUUGUUGCAGGCUGAAUUGGACUGCCAGAGCGGUAUUUUGAAUGCCGAGGACAAGGACUACAAGACUGCGUUCUCGUACUUUUACGAGUCGUUUGAAGGGUUCAAUUCGCAAGACGACGAGCGUUCUAUCGUAGUUUUGAAGUACAUGUUGCUAACCAAGAUCAUGUUGAACUUGAUUGAUGAUGUCAACAAAAUCUUGAACAACAAGAAUGUCAUCAAGUACCAGUCCAAAGAUAUUGAUGCAGUGAAGUCAAUUGCGACUGCGUACUCCAACAGAUCUUUGAAGGAGUUCGAGAGCUCCUUGUUGACAUACUCGUCAGAAUUGAAGUCUGAUCCUAUCAUCAAAAACCACUUCAACGCCUUGUAUGACAACUUGCUCGAACAAAACUUGUUGAAGAUCAUAGAAUCUUAUAGUUGUGUAGAAUUGUCGCAUAUUUCCAAGACUAUUGGCUUGAAUUUGCAACAGGUAGAAGGCAAAUUGUCUCAGAUGAUCUUGGACAAAGUAUUCUAUGGGGUUUUGGACCAAGGAAAUGGCUGGUUGAUCUUGUAUGAUGAACCUAGAAGAGACGCUGCAUACGAUGCUUCGUUGGAUCUUAUCAAGAACUUGUCCAAUGUAGUUGAAUUACUUUAUGAGAAGGCAUCAUCAUUGAAUUAGAUAAAUGCGAAUGAAAUGGCAAUAGUACAAAGAAUUGUAAGAGGUGAUUUAAGAAUAAAAAGUGGAUUACCUCCACAGUCUAUAUUUAUAGUACAUAUGUAUAGUGAAAUAUUCAUCUAAUAGAACAAUCAGAUUUG